AGUUAAUUUCCGAGUGCUAACACCAGAGGAAAAACCAUGGCAGAUUCUGUAGUGAUGGGGAGCGGAUCUUUAAACUCCGGAAGCCGCUCGGGGAGCAGUAAGGCCAGCACAAGUCCUACGGAGAACUAUCAGCUGGCUCGGAGACGCACGCUGCAGGUGGUGGUCAGCUCUCUUCUGACAGAGUGUGGCUUCGAGAGCGCUGAGAAAGCGGUGGUGGAGACACUCACGGAGAUGAUGCAGAGCUAUAUAACUGAGGUUGGACGUUGUGCGAAAGCAACCUGUGAGCACACAGCUAGAAGCACCCCUACACUCUCUGAUGUGGUCGUCACACUGGUCGAAAUGGGUUUUAAUGUGGAUACUCUUCCAGUGUAUGCCAAAAGAUCCCAAAGGAUGGUCAUAACUGCACCUCCAGUAACGAAUGCUCCAGUCAUCCCAAAAGCCCUCGUGGCCGGACAGAAGCGCACUCAUCCAACAUACAUCCCCGGUCACUUCCCUGAAUUCCCAGAUCCUCAUACAUACAUCAAAACACCAACCUUUAGAGAGCCUGUGUCAGAUUACCAGGUGGUGAGAGAGAAGGCGGCAUCACAAAGGAGAGAUGUGGAGCGCGCGCUCACCGCUUCAUGGCCAAGAACAGGAGAGACGCAAAGCCUUUUUAAGGAUGACAUCAGUGCAUUCCCUUUAAUUUCAGCAAAGCCGAGCGCCAUCCCUUACCUCAGCGCCCUGCUGCCCUCUGAACUAGAGCUUCAGUCAUUGGAGGAGACCGAUUCAUCUGAGCAGGAUGACCAGACAGACACAGAGAACAACUCUAGUCACAUUAUUCAGCUCACUGGAUUGUCAAGCAAGGUGGUAUUUGUUGCAGUUCAGAUGGGAGUCCAGUUUCACUUUUUGAAGCAAUGA
This is a messenger RNA of Carassius auratus (goldfish), 897 nucleotides long. RefSeq names its product transcription initiation factor TFIID subunit 8-like. The coding region runs from base 37 to 897 and encodes 286 amino acids. Gene Ontology annotation, biological process: transcription initiation at RNA polymerase II promoter. The transcript is spliced from 8 exons. The record is from RefSeq and is a predicted model, not a curated record. Lineage: Eukaryota; Metazoa; Chordata; Actinopteri; Cypriniformes; Cyprinidae. Gene Ontology annotation, cellular component: transcription factor TFIID complex. Gene Ontology annotation, molecular function: protein heterodimerization activity.